Messenger RNA from Talaromyces stipitatus ATCC 10500, 1526 nucleotides. RefSeq lists its product as uncharacterized. The transcript is spliced from 3 exons. The record is from RefSeq and is a predicted model, not a curated record. NCBI's taxonomy places the organism in Eukaryota, Fungi, Ascomycota, Eurotiomycetes, Eurotiales, Trichocomaceae. The coding region runs from base 282 to 1526 and encodes 414 amino acids.
GCAGAGAUGAUAUGAAUCAUAUUGGAACUUUUGAUUCGUCUGCUCGGAUCCCUUGCCAGCUACAAGCUCAAUAAACUCCGGUGAUGGGUUUUUGUGCUGUAUACAGAUGACAAAUCUCUUAUCCUACCAAAUGAUAGCCGUGGAGCACCAGUACGACAUUGGUGGGCCUUAUUCUGACAUGGGUUGAGGUUUAUUUAAGAAGAGAGGCUCAACGACUCUUUCUUUCUUUCGUCUAAAGGGUGCUGCGCAACAAACGUGAAUUCCCGUCCCUCAGCCUGACGAUGGCCGGAAGCGUUGUGACCCGCAGGCGGGAUAUGAAAUGUAAAACUAAGAUGAAAACCGGUUGCUCGACCUGCAGACCAUUGUGCCAGAAAUGUGUCAAAACUGGCCGGACUUGCGAUGGCUACGACUCCCCCUUUAGAAUCUUUACCGGUGAACCUAUCAAGAACGCUUAUGCUAGUAGCAUCAAGUCAGUUGUUAGUUCACAACCCACCUCCAUUAGGGUCACUUUUCAAGACAUCGACCUUCUCAGUCGCCACUUCUCGACCAAAACUCUGUUCAACGUGAAUCUGGGCUGUGACGAAGAAGCCAGGCAAAUACUCCAAACCAGCCUAACGGAUCCGCUUGUACGACACGCGCUCUUGUCACUCAGAGCUCUCCGAGAAGAUUUAGAGACGGUCGGAGAUGGUGACGCGUCUUUCGCUCAUCAGACUUCAAGACAUCGCUAUGGCCUCCGGCAAUACACGAUUGCUUUAGGUGGCCUUGCGUCUAACCUGUCAUCCUCGGGUUCCAGCGAGUUGAAGUCAGCAUUGCUUUGUUGUCAGAUCUUCAUCAGCAUUGAGCAAGUGCGGAAAAAUUAUUCUGCGAUGGCUCAACAUAUCAUUAAAGGACUCAGGAUCAUGCACGAAUACCGAGCAAGACCAUAUUAUGAUGCUGCCAACAAUUUAUUACCUGCACUGCAUGACCAACUACCUUUCCUGGAUGUUUUCAUCAUUAAGCUGUUUGUUGCACCAUGUAAAUUUACAGAUCCUCCAGUAACAGCAGAGAUAAGCGAUACGCCGUUGUCUGCGUGUCCGCUUGCGUCUCAACAACAACCUGUUGGAUCUCGCACGAUCGCACCCGAUAUGCGGACGGAGCUUACAAGGAUUGCUGCGUUGACACUUGGAUUCCUCGACAAAGUGUCUCGAGUCGAAACAGUAGAAACCGCUCUUCGAUUGGUCCCCGAGAAAGCAACUCUGCUAGACUCUUUAGGCUCGUGGCUUAAUGACCUUGAGCUUGUUCAGACGGAGUACGGACCUUCAGGUCCCGAGCCUAUUUCAGUGUCCUUCUUGCGCAUCUUUCAUAUCAUACUGAAAAUUGUCCUCUUGGGGGCAUUAGACUCUCCACCGGAUCUUUAUGCCGACCUACGGGAUGAGAGUGACCGAUUACAGGCCUUAGCCAAUGAAGUGGAUGGAAGAGUUAGGACUUAUAUAACGUGCAGUGGGUCUAAUGGUAAUCGGGAGGAAAUCUCCACAAUGAGUGAUUAG